GAGGAAGUCACCAAGCUAUACAAACAAGGAAAAUAAACCGUCGUGGUUUUGGCCGAAACAGAAUUAGACUAAUUAAGUUACAUUUUAUAUCUUAGUUCAAGACUGAUGGUUGAGACUUGCGAACCGGCACUUUGGGGACGAGACAUUUAUCGAUAAAUCUCAGAAAGGAAGAGAAAUUGGAUGCAUAGUUAAAAUGAACAAACAGAGCAUCAAAUUAGGCCAUGGAUAUUUGACAACUAACAUGAAAAAACGGCGAAAUUUAACACAAAGAGCUGAAACUAGCAUAUCCUUCCUAUUCGAAGCAAAGCCAUUGUAAUUUCGGAUGAUAUUGAGUGAAGAGACAAAGCCAUCGCUUCAAAUCAGUUUGCCAUGAAAUUAACUUGGGUUCUCGUUGUUUUGGCGCUCGUAUCAUUGCUAGAUCCACUUGGCUCCGAAGCUACACGAGCUAAAAAGGGAGGAGCGUUUAUGAUAAAACAAAUCUCUAAUAAGCUGAAAACAGUUUGCCCCAACCAGAAGAAGAAUUUCAAACAAGUUUUGUCGAUUGUAAGUUCCGUCGACUUAACUCUUCGCUUCACCCAUAGCAGAAUUGGCGCACUUGAAGUGGCAACAAAACAACUGCGAAAAGCGAACACAAAGGUACUUCGGCGCUUGGACAGAUUAGACCGUAAACUGACUACCAUUACAAAGAUGAUGCGAAAGGCCAUGAGGGAAGACAAGCCAAGAUCAGUCACGAUCUGCGAACACAAGAAAACCACCGUAACUUGCAAGAAAGGGAAAAUGAUGAAUAUCGUGCAUGCGAAUUAUGGUCGGCUCAACAAAAACACGUGCGGGAAAUCUUCAGUGACCAAUUGCCGUGCUGCCACGUCACUUGGCAUUGUGCAGAAAACGUGCAAAGGGAAAGUUAGUUGUGCACUGCAUGCUAGUAACAGCGUGUUUGGUGAUCCAUGCAGAGGAGUCAAAAAAUAUCUUAUUGUGAAGUACAAGUGUGAAUGAGCAGUAGGUCAGUUAGUACGCGAAAUAUUUCCCGAAAUUGUUAUUUCUUCGAUUAAAUUCAUUCAGAAAACUUGAUUAGGUUGAGGUGGCUGGUACCAGU
Molecule: messenger RNA, 1093 nt
Organism: Stylophora pistillata
Lineage: Eukaryota; Metazoa; Cnidaria; Anthozoa; Scleractinia; Pocilloporidae
Molecular function (GO): carbohydrate binding
Source: RefSeq, a predicted model, not a curated record